GACACGAGAAUCGAGGCGACCGAGUGAGGUCGGUUCAGUGAUUCGCACGAUGCCACCGUGAUACGUGUGUCGUCGAGUGUUCCUUGUUAACGACACGCGCACGCAUCACGUGGCGCACGCACAUACCAUUGUGUGGACAAUAACGUAAUCCUCGGCGACACCCCAUCUUUUGUGGGACGAACACAACCUGACGACCGACGAUUGAAGGAGAAGCGACGUUGGACGACUGCUCGUGCGCGACCAUCGAUGCGUCAGUGAUUAUUCGUCGCUGUCGCCGUUGUCAUUGGAUAUAUGUCCGCCGGAGAAGUUCGAUAUGAGUAUAGACGGAAACACAUUCUGCGGGAGAAGAUGACCUCACGUCGUCGCGUCCUGGCAGGAAUUCGCCGAACUAUAUUUGUCGCCGGUAUCCUGACGCUUGUCAUCUUAGCGCUGUCAGAUCAGGAUGGCAACACUUUACAGCAGGCAAAUUCGUUGGAGGACGCGAAUUUAACACCAGAAGAGAAAAUAUUGGAGCAGAUCGCUGCAGCGGAAACCGAGCAACGUUUAAUAGUUAGACGGAAAUUCCUGGCGGAAAAAUGCGCCGAAGAAGGACUCGAUCGUCCUGGUAACGAUUCACUUCACAGGCCAAAUGCCUGGGAGUUCCUUGUAAAUAAAGAAUAUCACCUUAUAUGGUGUAAUGUUUUCAAAGCGGCUUCCACGUCGUGGAUGUAUAAUUUCAAUUUACUCGCAGGAUAUAGUCCGCAAUUCCUGAAAGCUUCAAAGGCAGUGCCGGUUUCGUUGGCUAGACAGAGGUAUCCUAGACACACUGCGGAGGAAUUAACUAAAUUUCUGAACGACAGUAUUAGUUUCUUGAUAGUGCGACAUCCAUUCGAAAGAUUGCUAAGUGCCUACCGGGACAAAUUGGAACACAGUCUACCGCACACGUUUCACAGCAAUCUUGGUGCACAUAUAGUUUGGCAUUACAGAGCAAAGAAUCCAAAGACGAAUACCAGACAAGGGCCAAGAUAUCCUGUCUUCGAAGAAUUCGUACGAUGGCUGUUGUGUCAAUGGAAAGCGGGGAAUGAUCUGGAUAUGCAUUGGACACCAGUGGUGAAUUUUUGCACACCUUGCCAAGUGCGAUUUGAUGUGAUAGCUAAAUUCGAAACAUUGCACGAUGACCAAGACUAUCUGAUAAAACAAGCACAUGUAGGACACAUUAUCAAACCGGAAUGGAAAAAUCCAACUAGAGGUGUCCAGACGAAAGACGUUAUAAAAAAUUAUUUUAUACAAUUAUCUAAGACGCAGAUAAAUGAACUUUACGAAAUGUUCAGAUACGACUUUGUGCUGUUCGACUAUUCACCGGAAGAGUACCUAGCAAUUGGAAGAGAUGAAGUCACUACGCUAAUAUGUAAAAAAUGAUGUUGGCAUUUCAUUUGUUUUUCAUAUGUAUGCACAUAUGUAUGUAUAUAUAUAUAUAUAUAUAUAUAUAUAUAUAUAUAUAUAUAUAUAUAUAUAUAUAUAAACAUGCGAAAUUUUUAUUUGAAUGACGCAUAUGACAUACAACGAAACUGUAGGUAGUAUUUAAAUGAAUUUAGAAUGAGAAUAAACUCAAUUUAAAUUCUCGAUAUGUAUAUAGUAACGAUCAUAUCGAUCAUACCGUUGAUACAUUUCUUUUACCUCAUAGAAUUUAAGAUAAAAAUAAAAUUAUAGAAGAUAAAAUAAUAUCUAGUGAUCUUCUGGUUUUAUAAUUUAUGUGUAAGCUAUUAUAUUGAACAUCUUGAUAGUAUGUUAUAAUUAAUUUAACUGUUGUUAUACAUCAGAUAUCAGUAAAUAGAACACAAUGGAAACAUACGACGAAGAACAUUUUAAAUAAUAAAGAUAUCUUAUUAAUAUAAAUAAUGCAUGUUCUAUUGCUUGAUGAUAGUUAAAUUAUACAAACUAAAUUUUUGCAGAUGUACUGUUCUUGAUUUUGAUUUUAGUCCUUUUCCUUAACAAGGAACACAAACUAUCUAUCUCCGAUUUUGAUAAAAUUUAGCAUAUUUAUAAAGUAGUCAAAAUUAAAAGAAACGAAAAGUUUUAUUUUUUUAUUUGAGAUCCAAGCGUAACAGGUGAAAUUAUUCCCAUAAAUUUUAUCUCUUUUGUGAUAUUUCAGUAACUAUU
Molecule: messenger RNA, 2139 nt
Organism: Odontomachus brunneus
Lineage: Eukaryota; Metazoa; Arthropoda; Insecta; Hymenoptera; Formicidae
Product: carbohydrate sulfotransferase 11
Exons: 7
Coding region: 292-1398 (368 amino acids)
Biological process (GO): carbohydrate biosynthetic process
Cellular component (GO): membrane
Molecular function (GO): sulfotransferase activity
Source: RefSeq, a predicted model, not a curated record